AUGUGUCAGUGCCUGUGGCGCCCCUCUUACCUGUCCCUCUGCGGCUGCCACAGCGAGAACCAGCAGGCUCAUUGUGGCGGCGGAGACAUACCACCUCCUGGAAUCAGUGCGCCACCUCUGCUGUCGCUCCAGAAAUGGCCGCGGCGCAUCUAUGCAUGCUGCAUCUCUCCUACGCUCCACCCUAUGGAAUGGCAGCGUCCUGAGAAGGCGCUCUCAAAUGAUGAUGAAGCCCUUAUUAACAAAAAGUUACCUAAAGAACUUCUCUUAAGAAUAUUUUCCUUCUUGGACAUAAUUACUUUGUGUCGAUGCGCACAAGUUUCAAAGUCAUGGAAUGUCUUGGCCCUGGAUGGAAGUAACUGGCAAAGAAUAGACCUUUUUAACUUUCAGACAGAUGUAGAGGGCCGGGUGUUAGAAAAUAUUUCCAAAAGAUGUGGUGGAUUCCUGAGACAACUAAGUCUGAGAGGCUGUCUUGGCGUUGGAGACUCUUCUUUGAAAACAUUUGCACAGAACUGUAGAAAUAUUGAACAUUUGAACCUUAAUGGAUGCACAAAAAUCACUGAUAGCACUUGUUACAGCCUUAGCAAAUUCUGCCCUAGGCUAAAACAUCUGGAUCUGACAUCUUGUAUUUCCAUCACAAACAUCUCUUUGAGGAGUCUAAGUGAGGGAUGCCAAAAUCUGGAAUUCUUGAAUCUUUCCUGGUGUGAUCAAAUUACAAAAGAUGGUAUUGAAGCACUGGUGAAAGGGUGUAAUGGACUAAAGGCACUAUUUCUCAGAGGAUGUACACAGCUAGUAGAUGACGCACUUCACCAUAUUGAGACUCACUGCCAUGAGCUUGUUAUUUUAAACCUGCAGUCAUGUAUGCAAAUAUCAGAUGAUGGCAUAGCGGGUAUCUGUAAAGGAUGUCACCGGCUCCAAUCCCUUUGUGUUUCUGGUUGUACAAACCUUACAGAUGCUUCUCUCAUAGCUCUUGGUUUGAACUGUCCAAGACUGAAGAUUUUAGAGGCUGCAAGAUGUUCCCAUCUCACUGAUGCUGGUUUUACACUUCUAGCACGGAAUUGCCAUGAACUAGAAAAGAUGGACCUAGAAGAAUGUAUUCUGAUUACAGAUAACACAUUGAUACAACUUUCCAUUCAUUGCCCUAAACUGGAAGCAUUGAGCUUGUCCCACUGUGAACUGAUCACAGAUGAUGGGAUUCUGCAUCUAAGCAGUAGCACAUGUGGACAUGAAAAACUCCAGGUACUCGAGUUGGACAACUGCCUUCUAAUCACAGACGUGACUCUAGAACACCUUGAGAACUGCCACAACUUAGAGAGAAUUGAGUUAUACGACUGUCAGCAAGUCACCCGUGCAGGCAUCAAAAGAAUAAGAGCUCAUCUACCAGACGUGAAAGUUCAUGCUUACUUUGCUCCAGUAACUCCACCUCCUUCUGUAGGAGGCACUCGACAGCAACUUUGCCGCUGCUGCAUUAUUCUUUAACAGGUGAAGAGUUGCACUAAAGCUGUUUGAUGAAGGAAAGAAUGACUAGGCGCGUCCAUUGUUAACCUAUAAAGUGAUUUUUUAAAAACAACAACACCCAUCCAGUUCUGUAUUGAUCAUGAUUCCAGUGCAAAUUUGCAGGUAACAUAUUCUGCAGAUAUGGAGCGAUACUGGCCCUCUGAGCAAUGCCAGUUCUAGCAUUCUGCUGUUGCAAUGCCAACAUGGUACUAGCUAUUGUACAGAUAAGAGUGUCAAAUUCCUUGAUUCUGCUGACUGAAAAUACUAAAUACCAACAGGUAGAACAAUGCUACUCCUUGAGCAGUAGCUCCAAUUAAAGUGUCUGACAAUCACUAAGGCAAGCUUUAGCAGAUGUA
Molecule: messenger RNA, 1850 nt
Organism: Elgaria multicarinata webbii
Lineage: Eukaryota; Metazoa; Chordata; Lepidosauria; Squamata; Anguidae
Gene: FBXL2
Product: F-box and leucine rich repeat protein 2
Exons: 15
Coding region: 1-1476 (491 amino acids)
Biological process (GO): SCF-dependent proteasomal ubiquitin-dependent protein catabolic process
Cellular component (GO): SCF ubiquitin ligase complex
Molecular function (GO): protein binding
Source: RefSeq, a predicted model, not a curated record